Molecule: messenger RNA, 543 nt
Organism: Didymodactylos carnosus
Lineage: Eukaryota; Metazoa; Rotifera; Eurotatoria; Philodinida; Philodinidae
Source: the annotation of a GenBank genome assembly
AUGGAAGCAUUAUUUACGGUAUCAGAGAUUGUUAUACAAUAUGUUAAGGCAAUCAAUCCGUACUGCAGUUUACAAACACAUUCAAAUAAGUUUACAGUUGCUACUAAACAGAAUUCUGCUGGUCAUUUAUUACGAACUAUUGGCUAUUGUGGCAUGAAAAAUCCGGAUUGUCCAUUUCGGUUUACGGUCGAUAUCCACAUGAACGGUGACGCGUUCAUCAAUACAAAUGGUGCGCUUAUUCAUGAAGGGCAGUUCAAAGCUCGUCACAUUCGUAAGCCAGAACGACAAGCAUUGAAAGAAGCAUUUGAACAAGGAGCCAAUCCAACCCUAGUAUUUCACAAACGUUUAGCGCAAAUUCCAAGGAAUAUUUUAAAAGCUGGAAAAAGUGUAACAGUAUAUCAGAAAAUUGCAGCAUUUAACGAAUCCGCUUCGUUCAGUAACUGUGUUAAUAGACUGUUCGAUUUAAAAGCAAAGUAUAUGCAACUACUCAUGCUUCACUGUCCUGUUCCCGGAAUCAUUCAGCGCAUAAGCUCCGAUCCAUAA